AUGGCGGAAGAGGAGCAGCGUUGAGUUAGCUCUCAGUUUUUAUUUCAGUGUAAUAAACUGUUGAUAAAUAUAGUUCAUCUCCUCCGUCUCUUUUUUCUGAGACAAUGGGGAACGAAGCCAGCCUCGAGGGAGGCGGACAGCCGGGGGAACCAGGCUCCGCUGUCCCAAUGGCAGGAGCUCCGGGUUCCAUUUCAGCACCACCGGGCUCUGGACAGCUCAUAAAGCCCAGUAAUGGUGCGCCAGCCGGGGGAGGAACAGCGGCUGGGCCGGGGCCGGGGAUUAACAGUGUUGCCGGGAGACCGAGCCAGGCUGAGCACACACAGGGGGCCAAAGCAGGGGCCCCGCCCGGACCUGAGGACAGCAGAGGAGCUGCGCCCUACCGCCUCGCCACCCACGUGAGCCCUGCCCAGCAACCUCCGCAGGGCCCCCCCCAGCACGCCGCCCCACGCAACCUGGACGUCAGUGGAGCUGGGAGGACGGGGCAGUCGGCCGCGCCGUCCCCGGACAGGGGCAGCGCCCCCACCUCUCCGUACUCUGUGCCCCAGAUCGCCCCCAUGCCCAGCAGCAAGCUGUGUCCUGUGUGCAACACCACGGAGCUGACCCAGGAUCAGCCAAACUUCAGCACCUGCACGCAGUGCCGCUCCACCGUGUGCAACCAGUGCGGCUUCAACCCCAACCCCCAUCUCACACAGGUGCAGGAGUGGCUGUGCCUGAACUGUCAGAUGCAGCGAGCCCUGGGGAUGGACAUGACGACUCCACGCUCCAAGAGCCAGCAGCAGAUACACUCUCCCUCUCACCAAGCCAAACCCUUGCCCUCUGCCCAGACCGAGCCCCAGCCCCAGCCCCAGCCCCAGCCCCAGCCCCAGGCUUCUCCAGGCCCGCAGAGACAGACCGGGCCACAGAGCGGGCCUGCGCCCCAGCAGAGGGGACCUGCUGGACAGACUCCGGCCCAGGCAGGCAGGGGCCCUCUGCCAGCAGGGGGCAUGGCCAAGGCCCCGUCGCAGCCCGACUUGUCCCGCUCCUCCCCCCUGCCCAGCCGACAGGACCACACCCGCAGCGCCGGCAGCUCCCCCUCCAAGCAGCCUCCGCCACCCCAGGACGCGCCGUUUGGGAAGCUGUUCGGCUUUGGGGCGUCGCUCCUAAACCAGGCCAGCACCCUUAUGUCUGUGGACCCCACCCCAGCCGCGCCCUCCGCGGCAGCCGGCAAACCCCAAGGCCCUGCCAGCACUCCCGGGACAGCUCCGGGCAAACCAGGAGGAGCCCCGCCCCCACAAGCACAGGCCCCGACCCCCCAGCAGCAGGCCCGGCCGGAGCCUGGCACCAAAGCCAGCUGUCCUCUGUGCAAGACUGAGCUGAAUGUUGGCAGCACACAGCCGUCAAACUAUAGCUCCUGCACGCAGUGCCACAUGCAGGUGUGCAACAUGUGCGGCUUCAACCCCACACCGCACCUGCUGGAGAAGAAAGAGUGGCUUUGCCUAAAUUGCCAGACCCAGAGGCUAAUGUCUGGGGGCCUGGGUGAUGAACCACUUCCUGUUCCUCAACCAUCUCCAAAACACCAGCCAACGGGCUCACCUCGGCAGCAAGCACCAGCCAGUCAGCAGCAAGCCCAGCAGCCACCACUACAGAAAGGGCCCAAUCAGCAACCAGGACCAAGGCCGCCAGGCCAACAGAAACCCGUUGCUAGCCAAGUAAGUGGGCCUUUCUCCCCAGCCAAACAGCCAGUGCCGACUGUCCAGGAUAAGACUCUGUCACAGCCAGCGGUCUCAAAGGAACCCAAGGACCAGCAGCCAGUCCUGGAUAAGGAUAAAACAACACCCAAACCAGAGAGGGAAACUGAGAUCCGUUCCUCUCCAGUGAAGGGGGAGUUGGAUCAGAUCAUUCCAGCAAAAGAAACCAAGAAAAAUGGAGGGUCUCAGAAGUCUAGACAAAGUGACGAUGGCAGUAAGUCCAGUUUGCAGGACGUGUCACGGAGCCCCCAGAGCUUGAGUGAUACGGGAUACUCCUCGGAUGGGAUCUCCAGCUCACAGAGUGAGAUCACUGGUCUAAUCAAGGAGGAGGGGGUGAAGCUAAGCGAGCGGGGGCUCAGUGAACACAGCCCCCCCAGCCCCUCCGAGAUCACCAAGCUGGAAACCUCCAUGCGCCCCCUGCUGGAGUCCAAGACUAUUGCAGACCAGGAGCGGGAGCGGGGCCGGGGGAGACAUCAACGUGACUCCAGGGAUAUCGAUGAUAAGAAGCAGAGGCCUCGGUCCCUGUCCAUCAACCAAGAGGAGCAGGAGGGGGAGGGGGAGGAGAGUCAAGCAGACUGGGACAGGCGCCGGGACCGCAGAAGUAGCAACGCCGAGUCGUCGGACGACCUCAGCUGCAAGCUGCGGCACGACUAUGUGGAGGACAGCAGCGAGGACGGAUUUUCUCCCCUCGCAACCAAGCAGAGGAAAACUCCAAAAGACAUGACGGAUGAGGAGUUCAUGAGGAGGCAGAUCUUGGAAAUGAGUGCUGAUGAGGAUGAGCAUGAAGAGGAUGAAGGGUAUGGCUACACAAAACCAAAAAAGAACCAAAAGCACAGCACCGAUUCAGGGAAGGACAAACGCCGCCUCACUCAUCACUCCAGCAGCUAUGAAGAAGACAGCAAAGGAGCCUCUGAUGUCUACAGGGACACAAGGGAUGAUGAGGAUGAUGGGAUGAUGGCUUCGCAAGGAGGUCUCCGCCGCUUUAAGACCAUUGAACUGAACAACUCUAAUAGUUACAACCGUGACAUAGAACUCAGCACAGAGAACGACCUCACUCUGGACAGAGAGCCAGAGCUUGAAAUGGAGAGUCUGACCGGCUCUCCUGAUGAGCGAUCAAGGGGAGAAUACUCUUCGACUCUCCCUGCAACCACGCCAAGCUAUACAUCUGGCACGUCCCCUACAUCGGUUUCCUCCAUGGAGGAGGACAGUGACAGCAGCCCCAGCCGAAGGCAGAGGCUGGAAGAGGCAAAGCAGCAAAGGAAAGCCAGGCAUCGUUCCCAUGGCCCGCUAUUGCCCACCAUUGAGGAUUCAUCUGAAGAGGAUGAACUAAGGGAGGAGGAAGAGCUGCUGCGGGAGCAGGAGAAAAUGAGAGAGGUAGAGCAGCAGAGGAUUCGAAGCACCGCCAGGAAAACCAAGAGGGACAAGGAGGAGCUGAGGGCACAGAGACGCAGGGAGCGAUCCAAGACUCCUCCUAGCAACCUCUCUCCCAUUGAAGAUGCGUCUCCCACAGAGGAACUGAGACAGGCAGCUGAAAUGGAGGAGCUCCAUCGGUCCUCCUGCUCAGAAUAUUCUCCCUCCAUUGACUCAGAGGUAGAGGGGUUUGAAAUGAUUUCUUCAAAGUUGUACAAGUCUGGCAGUGAGUAUAACCUGCCAACCUUCAUGUCUUUGUACUCCCCCACUGAAAAACCAACUGCCACAUCACCUUCUUCCAUUGAUAAACCACUGAAAAGCGCAGAGGAAGUUUAUGAGGAAAUGAUGAGGAAGGCAGAGAUGUUACAGAAGCAGCAAAAGCAGCAGAUGCAGCAGGUGCGUCAAGGCCAUACAAACCAGCAGGAAGAAGCACGAAACCUGCAGCAUCGGCAGCAGGAAGUAGCUGGCCAGCCAGGACACAGAGGCAACAUUUACACAGAUCCUCGCCAGACAUCACAAAACAUCACAAAAAUGCAGCAGUCUUCCGGUCAUGACAUGAGGCAGCAGCCAGGUGGUGAUACAGAAAUGGCUGGGUCAUAUCAAGACAAACAGCUUUUAGAUACUGGAUCAGCAUUUGCUAAAUUACUUGAACAGAACAGUGCUCUGCUCACACCUGGCACAAGCCCCACACAGCUUUCAGCUCCUGUGUCCUUCUCAGAAACCAGUGGGACUGGAGGACGAGGGCCUCCUGAUGUCCGAGUCACUCAACAUUUCGCAAAAGAUGGACAAAAGGACAGGACUGGGGGUCAAACAACUAAAUCGGGUGUCACCCCUGGAGCUGCCACCACUACAGCUGCUUAUGGGGUGUACACCCGGGAUGCAGUGGCGAUGAGCCAGAUGUCAGCUAGUCAACCUACUGGUGCAACUCAGUCAUCAACGUAUGUCCGCCAAACAGGAACUGUGGCUGCAGGUCCAAAUGUUUCCAGCAGGAUAACAGAGAUGAAUCAAAGGGAACCUCCUGGGAGACGGGGUUCUCAAACAGCACACAGUCCACAGCCCACAUCCCCAGAGCCUGCCAGCACCUCUCUCACCUCUAGAGUCUUCUCUUACUUUAAAGGUACAAGUCCUCCUCUUUCACCUUCUUCCUCUCCCACUCAGAGUCCUACUCAUUCCCCAUCCAGAAUGGGCACUACUGAGCUCUCCACACAAACCUAUGGCAAAGAUAGCAAACCAUCACCCCCUGCUGGUUCAGGAGUUGCCUCCCCAGUCACAGGUCAUGGUACUCAGACGCCACAGAGAGCUGCUUCACCACGCCUCUCUAGGCAACAAUCAUCCCAGGAUUCACCUUUUAUGGUGAUAACCCUGGGGUCAGAGCCCACCAGCCCCAGCAAACCAGUGACUGUCAACUCCUCUACUUCUCCUCUCUCCUCACCAACCAGGCUAAGUCGGCAGACAACAUUUCAGACUUAUACUCCCACUACAAGUUCCCCAACUUCCCCACAAUACCACCCCCCCCAUCAGUCACCACAGCAUGGCUUACAGAAAGCUCAAACUGCAGAAAGAGUUCAUGUUGGCACAAGCACCGUCACCACCACAAGCUCCUACACCCGUGCCUCAUCGUCCAUGGAGAACAUAUCCCUCUGUAGGAUCUCCACUGUUCCAGGAACAUCCAGGGUUGUUGAACAAAGCCACAUGCUACCCAGUGGCAACAUUGUUGAUCUAAGGGCACCAAUGAAACCAGCCCCCAUCAUCAUGACAGAACAGGGCAUGGACUUAACAUCCUUGGCAACAGAAACUCGUCGAUACUCCAUUGGAACUGAAGUGAGCUCUGGCCGGCAUUCUACAGCUGUACAGCCACUCAUCAUGAACUUAAAUGCCCAGGAACACACACAUGUAGCAGCAUCCACAGCAACAACUGUGAGUGUCACAGUUGCAGCUUCUAUGUUCAUAUCCCAGCCAAAACAGCCAGUGGUCUAUGGAGAUCCCCUGCAGAACCGAAUGGACUUAGGUCAAGGAGUGGGCUCAGCAGUAUGCCUGACUCAGAACAAGCCACCACUCACAGAUCCAUUUAUUCCAAAGAUAGAUGCUUGUCUGGAGGAUUUAGGCAUUCAGCAACAACAGUUACAAAAGCAGCAACAAAAGCUGCAACAGCAGCAGCAACAGCUAGAGGAGCAACUCCAACAACAUCAGCAACAAGCAGCUUCAUUUGCUAGAUAUAACUUGGCAAACCAAGUCCAGCCCAUGCUUCUAAAGAAAGACUUGCUGGUGAGCCACACUAGCAGUGCUCAGGCUGUGGUGAGUGUCACUGCGAUCCCCAGAGCAUCUCCUCUCCCAUCCCAAGCUGGAGCAGUCACCUCCCCCAUGCCUCCUCAUGACAUCUACGGUGGUGCCCCAUUGGAGCUGAAGAACAAACCUACGGUGAUGAAUCUUUCCACCGGUAAGCCUCAUGUCAUGGUGGUCCAGCUGGAGGAUAGUGCUUCACAGGGAGCCACAGUGACUCAGCUGGUUAAAUCAGAAGAGCCUCCUCACCAGGAAGUCCUGGAUCUCACUGGACAGAUCAAGACAGAGAACCAGGUAGCUUGCUGUGAUGUUGUAUACAAGUUACCCUUUGGUAGCAGUUGCCCUGGACCCUUUGCUCAGAGACCCAAGGGGCCAGAGAAGGCUGCUGUGUCUGAACCCUCUCAGGGCAGCCGUCCUCCCUCUGCCACUCAAUUGAGUGGAAACAGAGCACAUGAGUCAGGCCACGAUAACUACAGAUAUCAACAGCAAGGAACAGGUACUCAAGGAGUAAGAGAAGAGCACAAACCUGCACCCCUUCCAGUUUCUGGAAGGUUACAGCCAUCUAUGUCAGACACUAAUCUUGCUGAGGCCGGGCUUCAUCACCCUCAGACAAAGACUGAACCUGGCGAACUGGCAGUGGAUCUGAGCACCAUGAGGCAAGCAUACGAGGGAGGCUACCUGGGUAUGGGUGUGCAGUACGGAUCAUACACAGAUUUACGUCAUCAGGGGGAUGCCACGGGCCAACCCUUGCCUUUACGAAGGUACGGCUCCAUGUCGAAUAUUAACACAGACGUUGCCUAUUCUCGUGAUCUCUCCAAUUUCCAGGAAUCUAACCUGGCCCAGUACAGUGCUACCACUGCUAGGGAAAUCAGUCGAAUGUGUGCAGCCCUGAACUCAAUGGAUCAGUUUGGGGGACGCUAUGGUAACACCCCAGAGCUUCUGCAGUAUGGUUCUGUGAGAGGAGCCAGUGCAGCAGGUAGGCUCAACUUGCAACAGAGCUUAGCAUCAAUGAGAGCUAACCUGAUGCUUGGCUCUGAUGGGAGGCAGGCUGCACAGAGUCAAGCAUAUGCUAACUUUAUAAAUGCUAGACAAGCAAGCCUACGGGCAUUGUAUCCCUCUGCUGUCAGAGCUGCUGAUGGCAUGAUCUACUCCACAAUAAACACUCCAAUAGCCUCUACCUUGCCAAUCACCACCCAGCCCGCUUCUGUCCUGAGACCCAUGCUGAGGGGAGCUUACAGACCUUACCCUCCAGGUAGCAUGACUGCUGUACCAUUGGCUAGCCUCACCAGGUUGCCUAUUGUAAGUCCAAGGAUGCCUCUGUCCCCACAAGGACCUUAUCGCUAUCCUACCCCCAACCGUUUCCCCGCAGCCCCUGUCCCUACAAGUGCACCACCAACCACCACAGCCCUGGAGACUCCUGUCUACCUUGGGAAGCCUUCAGCUACCCCUGCUCCGCCAGGUGGCAUGCAUGCAGCUGCAUCCUUACCACAAGCACAGCUCAGUCAGCUGAGUACUCAAACUGUACCAGCUGCUGGUGUCCAUACAACUGCACUGCCUAUCCAAACAUCUGCAGUGGUGCCCACAAAUCAACAACUUCCAAUGCAAAUGGCAUCUCCACAGCUGCCACAUACUCAGCCUCAAAUGCAAUCUCAAGCAACCCUGCCACAGCCCCAAAUGCAAACUCAAAUACAGCCUCAAAUGCAACCUCAGACUCAGUUGCAAAUGCAAUCCCAAAUUCAGCCACAAAUGCAAACUCAAAUGCAACCCCUAAUGCAGCCCUUUACCCAGCCACAAACCCUUCCACAAAUGCAAUCCCAGACCCAGCCACAAACACUUCCACAAAUGCAACCUCAAACACAGCCACAAGCUCCUUCCCAGCAGCAGACCACCCCCCAGGCUGUGGCAGCCCCAGCAGCCAGCACCACAGCUACCACCAGCAGUAGCAUCCCUGAGAAGGAUAAGGAAGAGGAACGAUAUCGUCAACAGCAGGAGCAGCUGCUCCAGUUAGAACGGGAACGCGUGGAAUUGGAGAAACUUCGACAAUUGCGCCUACAGGAGGAGCUAGAGAGAGAUCGUUUGGAGCUGCAGCGACACAGAGAGAAAGAGCAGAUGUUGGUGCAACGGGAAAUCCAGGAACUGCAGACCAUCAAGCAGCAGGUCCUGCAGCAGCAGCAGGUGGAGAGGGAAACUCAGUUAGUUAUGCAAAGGGAACAGUUAGCCCAGCAGAGAGCACAGCUGGAUCAGAUUCAAUCUCUGCAGCAACAGCUCCAGCAACAACUUGAAGAGCAGAAAAGACAAAAAACUGCUGCUGCUGAAGCAGCUGCUGCAGCUGCAGCAGCCGAAGCAGCAGCUGCAGCUGCAGCAGCUGCAGCUACUACUGCACAAGGUGCCAUACAAGGUAUUGCUGUGGUUGGAGCAGGUGCCCCUCAGGGAUUCUCUAUUAUCUGUGAUCAGAGUGGCAGGGUAAUUCAGCAAGAUGUACCACUGGAACUUCAAAGGACCAUAGGUCAGAAUGGACAGUUCUGGCAGCCUUGUAUUGAAGGGCAUGUUGUCCAGGGAGUGGUGACCUCAAGGCCUCUACCUAGCUCUGCUUCGGAAAUGUCUCUGAGGAACAAGGAUCACAUGGAGACCCGGGCCAUGAAGAAGCGGAACUCGAUGCCUCGUCUGAGAGAUGAUGGAGAAGGGGAGGAGAACCAGCCCACAGUCAAGAGGAUUGCAGACAGUAGUGUUCAGACUGAUGAUGAGGAAGGAGAGGAGAGGUUCUUAUUGUCAAGGAGGAGGAGAACCAGACGCAUUGCAGACUGCAGUGUCCAAACUGAUGAUGAGGACCAAGCAGAAUGGGAACAGCCGGUGCGCCGGCGUCGAUCUCGCUUCUCUAAACACUCCGAGUCCAGUGCAGAGACUAAAGCUGAUGCAUCCAAAGUCUCCUCCUCCAGUAUUGCCAUCCAGACAACCACAGACUCUUCCUGCCAGACAGAGCCAGACCAGCUGGGCAGAGUUUCUCCAGCAAUCCACAUCACUACCUCUGAACCCAAGGUUGAGUUGUUGCACUACAUCUCAGCUCCAGAGAGAACCCAGAAGGGGGAAAGCCUUGCCUGCCAGACCGAACCUGAGGCCCAGUCUCAGGGUGUGGUCGUCCCUCAGCUCAGUGUGCCCACCACCGUCAGCCCAUACUCCACCAGCAUGCAGCUCGUCGGCUCUGGUGUGGCUGAUCCCCUCUCCUCACGACAGCAGGGAGUGGCUAAGUUUGAGAGGAGGAAGCCUGAUCCCCUGGAGAUUAGCUAUCAGACCCAACUGCAGAACGAGUCCCUGUCAAACCUAGGUCGCCAGGCUCCCAAAUCUCCCCAGGUUCUGUACUCUCCGGUCUCCCCUCUGUCCCCACAUCGCCUGCUGGAAACCUCCUUCUCUUCCAGUGAGCGGCUCAACAAAGCACAUGUCACACCGCAAAAGCAUUUCACCGCUGAGUCACCCCAGCGUCAUCAGACUCUGCCCCGACCAAUCAAGAGUGUGCAGCGAUCAAUGUCAGACCCCAAACCCCUCAGCCCCACCUCAGAAGACCCUUCCAGGGCCAGGUUCUCUUUGUACCAACAACAAGCUCUCCAGAACAGCCAGCUGGCAGCAUUGCAGCAGAACUCGCUUAUGCGUAAAGUGAAGAGGACCCUUCCUAGCCCACCCCCAGAGGAGACCCCCCUUCCAAUUGUCACCCCUGCCCUCCCUCAAAUGUAUGCCUCCCCUUCCACCCCUCCGAGGGUGCUCCCUAGGCCCGCACAGGGCGUCACCAAGGCUGGGCUCCUGAGUGAACUCAAGGCGGUCGAGCAAGAAUCCACAAAGCUUCGAAAGCAGCAGGCGGAGCUGGAGGAGGAGGAGAAGGAGAUUGAUGCCAAACUGAGGUACCUGGAGCUGGGCAUAACCCAGCGUAAGGAGACGCUGCUGAAAGAGAGAGAGAGGAGAGAGCUAGCCUACCUGCGGUGCAUGGGAGACAACCGUGACUACAUGUCUGACAGCGAGCUCAACAACAUGCGCAUGGCCUCAUCCGGUUUCGACAGCAGUGGUCUUUUGUCCAGGCCAAGCACAGCUCCUCUGAACCAGUUCCCUGCGGAGCAGCUCACCCCAUCUCAGUACCCCUCCACAUCCUCCUUCCUCAACUAUCAGUACCCCCAGAGCCAGCCGGCACCACCCCCAUCCCAGCCCACCCCCACCUACCAGCAGAUAGGAUUCCAGCCCCCACAGUACCCCACUAUCUCACAAUCUCAACCUCAGCCUGGCACCUUCCAGCCUCACCCAUCUCCCCCCACCCUCCCAACUCAAGGGACAUUCCCAACGCAGGGCUUCCCUCAGAGCCAGCCCUCCUAUCAGACAGACCUAGGUGUGCAACCCAGCCUUGGGUUCCAGCCCCCUCCUGGCCCUGCUCCCUACCCAACUCAAACCCUGCCAUACCCAGCCCACACACCCUUCCAGCCUGGUCAGGGCCUGUCGUUCCAGCCACAGGCAGAGGUGCUGACUAUUCACCAGAAGCCACGACAGACCUCUUUAGCUGACUUGGAGCAGAAGAUUCCCACUAAUUACGAAGUCAUCAGUAAUCCCACAGUGGUGGUGACUACCACAGCUCAAGACACUGCCUUCAGCUCCCCCUAUGCCUCCACGGCAAUGGCUAAUGCUUAUGGCCAGUACCGCCCCCCGGAGCAAACUCUGUCUGACCGGAUCCGCUCAGCAGACAGCCCAACCUCCACCUAUGCCUCAGAGGGCCUGUACACCAACCUGGAGCAGAACAUCCCUCGGAAUUAUGUCAUGAUAGACGACAUCAGUGAGCUGACGAAAGAGAACAUGGGGGCAUCCUCUGACAUGCACAGGCCCGAUGCCCAUGGGCAGCCUGCUAAUGGCCGAUACGGGAGUGAGAAUGGUCCCUCCAGACCUAGCUCCUACGGCAGGGCUGAAGAAGAGCCAGAAUACCCAUAUGGCAGUGGCAAGAGCACCACCACUUACCAGCAGCAGGGGGCAGACCCCCAUGGCAGAGGGGGCAGUGGCAGCAGUGCUACCAUGGGUGGGGGUUCCUCAUAUUACUAUGACGACUACAAGCAGUCUGGCCGCAGCAGCUCUGGAACGGGGCCACAGAAGCAUUCCUCUAAGAACUUGGCACCAGCAGUCGUGACCUCUAAGCGCAGCAAGCACAGGAAGCAAGGCAUGGAGCAGAAGAUAUCCAAGUUCUCUCCGAUUGAAGAGGCAAGAGAUGUAGAGUCUGACCUCGCCUCCUACACCAUCACAACAUCUACCGGCGACAGCUGCACCGUGGUGUCCAGGGCUAAGAAACUCCAGGACGACAUCACCUACGGGCUGAAGAAGAAUGUCUAUGAGCAGCAGAAGUAUUAUGGGAUGUCAAGCCGUGAGGCGCUGGAUGAGGACGAACGCAUGUACAGCUCUGGCAGGUCCAGGUCGACUGGAUAUGGAAUGGACAAGAUCUCCUCCAGAGAUUCAGGCUACAGGAGCAAGUCGUAUGAGAGGGACACCAUGGAACGGUCACAGAGAGCCGGCCACAGCAGGGGCAGGCCCUCCAUGCGACCCCAAAACUCAGAAGAGGAGAGUCCGCUUAGCCCUGUGGGGAAGCCUAUGGGUGUGGGUCGAGGUUCAAUGGGGCCAGACCCGCAUGAUAGUCGUAAUCAGUAUGGCUCCAGUCACUCUCUGCCUGAUGUACAAGAUCACAUGAAGGACAUGCCAAGGAACCAGGUCUACAAGCCUGAUGACCCUUACCUUGUGGAUGAUAUGCACUGUGCUGUAUCUGACAGUGAAGCCUAUCAUUUGGGACAGGAGGAGACGGACUGGUUUGAGAAGCCCCGGGAGCCGCGGGAGCCCCGGGAGCCUCGGGCUGAAAGGUCCAGGCACUAUGGCAGCAGUGGACAUUCUUCCUCCGGGAGACGGAGCCACGUCAAGCACACCUACCAUGACUACGACGAGCCUCCAGAGGAAGACCUCUGGCCCCAGGAUGAGUAUGGCCCUCCACGCCACUCCUCGUCCUCUUCUCGGGAGCACAGGCACCACAGCGGAAGCUCGGGAAGGCACUCUUCAUCUCGCCACUCCUCGGACGAUCCGCGCUCCUCUCGCUCUGCCCGGGGCCACGCGAAGGACUCAUCUGCGCGGCCGGACUCCAGGGGGACAUCUUCCUCCACACAGAAGAGGGGGACUUCACAGGGUUACCACGGCUCGGACUCCCGCGACCCCUCCGGUCACCAGCACGGUUCAGGUGGCCCCAGGACACAGAAGCAGCAGUCGUCCUCCAGGAGGCAGGACGGGUCCCGGCAGCAGCAGCGGUCCUCUGGGGGACCAGCAUCAGGGCGGCAGCCAGGGCCACAGCAGCAGGAAGGGCAGCAGGAGCAGACCCAACAAGGCCAGCAAGGGCAGCAAGGGCAGCAGGGACAGGCGCAGCCAGUCGGGCCACCUGGGCCAGCCCAGACUCCACCAACCACAGCAGCAGCACAGCAGCAGCAGCAGCAGCAGCAGCAGCAAGCUAAACCUGGACAACCUCAGGCUCAGCCCCCAGCCCAGACUCAAUCCCCGGCACCACCACAAUCCCAGCCACAGGCCCGCCAGCCACAAGCAGGCCCACAGGCUGGUAUCCAGCCCACCACUGCAGCUAAGACAGACACAACCGCUGAUGCCUCCAAGCUGGGGAUGAAGCCAGGAGUCACACAGGCUGCCAAACCGCCCCAGGUUCCCCUGACGGGUAUAGGGUCAAAAGCAGCACCCAGGCCAGGCAGCAUAGGCAGUGCUGCAGCAGGGCAGCCGGGGGCUGACGGGGAGAGCGUCCUCUCCAAAAUCCUACCAGGAGGGGCAGCGGAGCAGGCCGGAAAACUAGGAGAUGCUGUGUCUGCUCUGGGCAAGAAGUUCACCUCCUUCUGGUGAACAGCAGGGCGGAGGGGUUUUGCAGUUUAUACGGAGACCGACGUGAGGGUUCGUACUGGAGAAACCUAUGAACCACCCCCACGCCUACCCUUGUGUUUCAUCAGCGAGAGAGAGAGAAGAGACAGAGAAAGACAGAGAGAGGAGGUGUAAGGACACCUGUACCCCAGAUCAUCCAGGAGGGAGCGUGUGCAUGUGCUGUUACCCUGCCAGUGUGCCCUUGCUGGAACACUGACCCUAGACCUUCUCUGGCACCCACGCAAAGCUGAUCAGCCCAACUGAAGCAUUAUGGGAAAGGAGAGGCUGGCUGGAAGACUGCUUGGAAGCAUGUGGUUGUAGAGUGCGCUGGGAGAACAUGUGUGUGCAUGUUUUCAGGUGACGUGUGGACAUGGUGCACUUAUCUGAGCUCCGCCAUUGUGCGGAAUCCCUAAUCCCAAGGGCAUGCUCAGAGUGACAAUCACAAUCUCCUCUCUCUGGAUUAAAAUCCAAAAACAACCACAAUCUCUUCUCUCUCAGGACUGAGUCCCAUAACUUCUAACAGUUCAUAGGUUUUCUAGUACUGAAAGACCUCUUGUUACGAGUCGAAAGCACUUCAGGAAGCAACAACAAAAAAAGGAGAACUACCACGGCAACAAAAAUGUCUUUACUAUUUUGCUCGAUUAUUGUUUUCUGUCUACAUUCCAGGACAGUAAGGAUGCUUUUGUGGAAGCAUGUGAUGUGCGGCGAAGUGUGGCAGGGACGAAGAGGCAGCACCCACAUGAAGACCCAACACUGUUCAUCUCUACAGGCUAGGGAGCCACACCAGACACCGCACAAACAUUGCGCCCAAAAACCAGGAAAUGGCGUCUUAUCUGGACAGAGGACGGAAGGCAGGAAAGACGCACAGGCUGGAUUCCUCCUUUAGCUAUCAAAGCCAUGCUGAAUUCUUGGGCACGUGGGAGUUCUGAUUUCCUUUUUGUUUGUUUUGUAUUGUUUGCCUGAUAUUCUUCCACUGAGGAAAGAAGCAGCCUUAAUCACUCCAUUUUUUACUUGGAUACCUCACAUAUUUUUUUAAAUCCAUAUUACCCUAGCCUGAUUUCUUUGCACAACUGUAUGUAUAUAAUAUCAGUUAGA
This is a messenger RNA of Megalops cyprinoides (Indo-Pacific tarpon), 13421 nucleotides long. RefSeq names its product protein bassoon-like. NCBI's taxonomy places the organism in Eukaryota, Metazoa, Chordata, Actinopteri, Elopiformes, Megalopidae. Gene Ontology annotation, cellular component: GABA-ergic synapse; axon; glutamatergic synapse. The transcript has 12 exons. Gene Ontology annotation, molecular function: structural constituent of presynaptic active zone; metal ion binding. Gene Ontology annotation, biological process: protein localization to synapse; presynaptic active zone assembly. The record is from RefSeq and is a predicted model, not a curated record. The coding region runs from base 105 to 12311 and encodes 4068 amino acids.